AUGGCGAAGCCUGUCCCUCCGGCCUAUUUGAGAACGAAGCUCGUCCCACAUGCCCAGAAAGUAUGUGACCUGUAUAAAGCCGCUCUUUAUAACAUCAAAGCCCAAAAGUUGGAUCAGUUCGAGGCUGUUCUUCUUCGUGCCAGAUUUGACCGGAACAAGGAUGUUAAGGACCCCGUGAAAGCAAAAAAGCUUUUGGAAGACGGAUGGAAGGAGCUUCAGAAGAACAAAGCCGCAUUUCCAUUUCUAUGUAACUUUGAUCUAGAUCCUACCUCUCCUGGAGGCGUUGCCUACGAACGCUAUGAUUUCCACAGACCAGAUUACUUACUGGAUUUCUGGCACCCUUUGGAAAAACUGCAAUAUCCUGACUACUUUGCCCUUCGCGAGAAGAGGAAGGCGGAAUUCAUUGAGAGAUGGAAAGCACGUUACGGUGAACCCAAAGCGUUGGGAUGUGAAAUUGGCGAGGAUCCUACUACCGAGGUGUAUGUUUAG
Hydatigera taeniaeformis is the source of this 489-nucleotide messenger RNA. NCBI's taxonomy places the organism in Eukaryota, Metazoa, Platyhelminthes, Cestoda, Cyclophyllidea, Taeniidae. The record is from the annotation of a GenBank genome assembly.